Messenger RNA from Felis catus (domestic cat), 5884 nucleotides. It is a transcript of the gene HTR4, whose product is annotated as 5-hydroxytryptamine receptor 4. Bases 1177 to 2385 code for a protein of 402 amino acids. Gene Ontology annotation, cellular component: plasma membrane. The record is from RefSeq and is a predicted model, not a curated record. Gene Ontology annotation, molecular function: G protein-coupled serotonin receptor activity. Gene Ontology annotation, biological process: chemical synaptic transmission; adenylate cyclase-activating adrenergic receptor signaling pathway; regulation of appetite. Lineage: Eukaryota; Metazoa; Chordata; Mammalia; Carnivora; Felidae. The transcript is spliced from 8 exons.
UGACUCAGGCUCCGUGCUCUCAUGAGUAUCAGGAUCAUGGUGUCAUUUAUCAAGAGUAUUUGGUUUAGGGAAGUGGCAUAGUGAUACAUUAAAGCUUGGAUCUUAUUAUCAUUAGACAAAUAACUUACAGCUUUGCCACUUUCCAAUUGUGACAUAAGAUGGUUAGGAUUCAAGACAUAUACACGCGAGGGAGAGAAGGAAUGGGGGGGAAGGGCUGAGAGCAAGAGGUGUGGAGACAGAGACAAGGCACAAAGAGGGUAAAGAAGAGAUGUACAGACUGAGAUGGAAAAAGGGAGAAGGAAGAGAGAGAAAGUAUUUGAGUUAAGAUGGGCAAGAGAUUUGGACCAUGAGGAAGCCAGACAGGGCCUGGAAGAGAAGGGAGAGAGGAGUAACCACAGAGAGACAGGCCGAGAAAGCUCAGAAUUUCUGGCAUGAAUGGGUUGGUUAAUUCAAAUUUCCAGUUCACUUGGGGUAGGCUCACCAUUGUAAGGUAGUAAUUUUUAAGAGCAUCUUGGAAGAUUUAUUUGCUGGAGGAGGUUAAUUACUGUCACAGCUUCUCUGGUCGGGCUGCAGCCACAGUGGUCCUUCUGUAGGUGAAUUACACCCCCCCCCCCCCGGGGACGUCCCCUCACCUGUCUCGCCAAAGGCAGACCCUCUUUUCGCCUUCUCGUCAUGACUUGUUUAACUCUUGGAUUGUUUUGUCCCUGGGAUCUGAGGCCUUUGUCAGAUAAGCUGAAGAAGAAUGUUUUGCCUUCCAUCCCGGUUCCUCACAGAUCAUGACAACAGCCAAGGUGCACUCAGACAGGAACUUUGGUAAGUCUCAACCCAGCUCGUGAAUUUCUGGUGCCCAUUUUACAGGUGGGAGCACAGAGGUUUGGCCCCUGUCUGAUCACGUGCUCGAGGUCACCAGUGGACGGAGCUAGAACAGGCUACCUCCAGCUCAGGGAAGCGAAGAGCCAAAGGGCCGACUGAACAAACAUUGGCAGGAUGCCUUACGAAGAUUUCAGGCCACCGAAACGCUGCCUCCGGAAAACUUGGGAGCCCUCUGUCUCAGGGACGAGGGAGCUCGCUCCGAGCCCUGCUCCCAAACUAACCGUGCCCCGGGCAGAGUCAGAGGCAUGAGAAGGAAGACCUUGUGGGCACUGCAGUCCGACUCACCCAUGCGUGUUUCCUGUAAUGGACGAACUUGAUGCGAAUGUGAGUUCCAAGGAGGGUUUUGGGUCGGUGGAGAAGGUCGUGCUGCUCACGUUUCUCUCGGCGGUUAUCCUGAUGGCCAUCCUGGGGAACCUGCUGGUGAUGGUGGCUGUGUGCAGGGACAGGCAGCUCAGGAAGAUAAAGACCAAUUAUUUCAUCGUAUCCCUCGCCUUUGCGGAUCUGCUGGUCUCGGUGCUGGUGAUGCCCUUUGGUGCCAUCGAGCUGGUUCAGGACAUCUGGAUUUAUGGGGAGAUGUUUUGCCUGGUCCGGACAUCACUAGACGUCCUGCUCACGACGGCGUCGAUUUUUCACCUGUGCUGCAUUUCUCUGGACAGGUAUUAUGCCAUCUGCUGCCAGCCUCUGGUCUAUAGGAACAAGAUGACCCCUCUGCGCAUCGCGUUAAUGCUGGGAGGCUGCUGGGUCAUCCCCACGUUUAUCUCUUUUCUCCCUAUAAUGCAAGGCUGGAAUAAUAUUGGCAUAAUUGAUCUGGAAAGGAUAUCCAAGCCAAGGCUGGGCCAGGAUUUGCAUGUGAUAGAAAAAAGGAAGUUCAACCAGAACUCUAACUCUACGUAUUGUAUCUUCAUGGUCAACAAGCCCUAUGCCAUCACCUGCUCUGUGGUGGCCUUCUACAUCCCGUUUCUCCUCAUGGUGCUGGCCUAUUAUCGCAUCUACGUCACAGCGAAGGAACAUGCCCACCAGAUCCAGAUGUUACAACGGGCAGGGGCCCCCUCAGAGGGCAGGCCCCAGCCGGCCGACCAGCACAGCACUCAUCGCAUGAGGACAGAGACCAAAGCCGCCAAGACCCUGUGCAUCAUCAUGGGCUGUUUCUGCCUCUGCUGGGCUCCAUUCUUUGUCACCAAUAUUGUGGAUCCAUUCAUAGACUACACUGUUCCCGGGCAGGUGUGGACCGCUUUCCUCUGGCUCGGCUACAUCAAUUCUGGGUUGAACCCCUUUCUCUACGCCUUCUUGAAUAAGUCUUUUAGACGUGCCUUCCUCAUCAUCCUCUGCUGUGAUGAUGAGCGCUACCGAAGACCCUCCAUUCUGGGCCAGGCUGUGCCCUGUUCAACCACAACCAUUAAUGGAUCCACACAUGUGCUAAGGGAUGCGGUGGAGUGUGGUGGCCAAUGGGAGAGUCACUGUCACCCUCCAGCAACUUCUUCCUUGGUGGCUGCUCAGCCCAGUGACACUUAGGCCCCGGGGCAGUGACUCAGAAGACAGCGAUCCCUCGGAGAAAGGGCAGAUUCUAAACUGCUGCUUGUGUGGGACUGCACCUGCCAUUCUCUCCACCGUGUCUUACGCCAGGCAGCCCAUGGCCACCAGGGAUUUCCUCUGGGGCUUCAGCAGGUGGCGCUGGAGGGAGUCAGGGGACAGGACAACCUCCUUGUUGCCUGGGGUUUCUCCUCCAGAGAUCCCCUGUGAAGGGAUUUUUUUUUUUCAUUCCCCAGCACUCCCUCUUCCUGGCGUCUCGCCCGUGCCUCACACUCUCUGUUGUCCCCAGUAUGUCCCCUUACUGUUCCUGGUCUGUCUCUCUCAUGUUCCAAACACGAUCGCUCGCUGUGUCCUAUCUCAGUCAUAGAUGUCUCCAAAUAAGCCUUCUUUGCUGUGUCUGCUCGCAGACGUUGUCAGAACACAUCCUCCCCACGCCUGUCUUGGUCAGAGCCAUGUUCCAAAAGCACGCGUUACUUGCUUGUUCACAUCUGUUACGGCCACGUUCAAAGUGCUUGCUGUCUCUUCCCCGUCCUGUGCUGUGCCAGAUACCAAUACACUUUCCUUCCGGUGUCUGGGUCCAAGUGUGCAUCCUUCUGGCCAGCCCCCAUGUCAGCUGCAGACUUCCCCUCCCUCUUCCUUAAGUCCAGUGUCCAUUUAUGUACUGUGGAAAAGACGGGAGCAGAGGGCUCUCAAAGGAGAACGGUCUCUGUGGCACCCUUGCAGCUUGGCCGAAGAUGGCUUCCCCCUGUGCCGUAGCCUCGGGCCCUGCAGCUCUGAGAUGCUUGCUUCCCUCUUGGACUAGAACCGGGCAUCUUCUUCUAAAGAGCCUUGUGUAGGGCCGCCAACAUCGCAGUGUGUAUUAAAGACUUUGGAAUCUUUCCCAUAGACUUGUGGCGAAGCCCACGGUAGCAGCUCAAAAGCCUUGAAUCUGGCCUUGUUGCUCCCAGAGAAGACUGUGGGCAGCUCGCACUGCACAGGAGCGACACUCACCGCAGCUCCCCAAGUGCAGGAGGGCAGGACUGAGCAGUGCUGGGGUGGGAAAAGAGUGCUUGACUUGGAACCAGGGACCCCAGUUCCAGCCCUGGCUCUGCUCCUAACACGCUGUGAGAUCUUGACCCCCGCCCUUCCAUUCCCGGGCCUCACUUUCUACGACCGUGAACUGAAGUUUGAACUCGGGGAUCGCCAAGAUCCCUCUCCAUUUCUAGGACCACAGGAUGCUGCUACAGCCAUCAGCUACCUCGAAAAGCCAUGGCUUGCCUGCCUUUUGACUCUGUUUCAAAGGAGCUACCCUCCUCAUCUGGGCCUUCUAGACCCAUGGUCUUGCCAACUUUGCCCUUCAGAUUAACCUGGAUGUCUUUUCUUCAAAGCUGAGUCCUUGGCUCUUGCCAACUGCCCCAGAGGAAAGGUCCCAGGGCAAUAAACCCAACUGUGUCAUAUGAGCCGUGUGAGGUUUUAACAUUGAUCUUGGCUGUGAUUUGAUAGCACCCCAGGACUUUAUCCUACACGUUGAUCCUGCUGCUUAAGACGUGUCAGUUAUCAUUUCCAUUGAUGUUGACUUUAGUUCUGGAAUUGAACCAGACAAGAAAGAGCCUGGAAUAAGGAAGACAAAGAGACUGGAAUAAGGAAUAAUGAAGAGAAUAAGGAAGAGAAGAUUUCCCCCAAACCACCCAGAUGCCAAAAAAAAAAAAAAAAAUAUUUCUCUGUCCGGUGAAGGCUUAUAUCGGGGAGAAAGUCUUGCCUUAGGGAAAGGGAAAACACAUCUAAAGAGCAGCGUCCUUUAGAUAGAAUUCCUAAAUGCUGUUGAGAAAUAUCGCACCAAUGCUGAAAUGUUCCGUCUGUAGACCAGAACCCUCGCUGAUCAGUGGAGAUCAGAUUGAACUGGAGAUCUCGUCCCAUCCAGUAGGAAGACAUUUUAUGUAAAGUCAUAACUGGCACCUUGACUCUGGCCGGACCAACCCCCUUUCCUUUUUUAAGUCCCUGUUCUCUGCCGACUACAUUCAGGACUUGAGGGGCAACCACCCUCUUGAGGAUGCUGAUUUCUUACAAUACAAAGGAGGGAGCAGCAAGGUUCUGAGUCCCAAGGUCCCAAAGCCACGAUGAUAUAGCCAAAGUCUCUGCUCUGACUGCUGCGCGUGCUGCCCGUCGCCUCUGUGAGCACGGAUGUGUGGAUGGGUGUAGCUUAGAAGCGCCAUGGGCACUGAAUUGUUGCUGACUCGCCUCAACCUCGCUGGCCUCUGAAAGAAACUCUCUCGCCUGCUUCGCAACGUUGUUGUGGAGAUAAGUAAGAUCGUUUUUGUGGAAACAUUUCAUACGUCAUCAAAUGCCAUUUUGUAUGUUCACGAUUCCUUUGGAUUACUUUGGAUGCUCCUGGGCUCUCAAGGACUAAGAAUUUCUUCAUCAAAAUGUGAACCAAUCUAGAGAAGGAGCUUCCUAUAUGGUGAAACACAAUAUCGAAGGAACACCUUUCGGGGGUUCUUCCUUCUGCGUCUAUCCCUCCUCCUUUGGUUACUGCACACACCCACACUGCAACCGUGUACAUUACAAGCACUUGAAGGAGUAUUGUUGUUCUCGAAGUGGAGGAGUCAGUGGAGAGGGAUGGUGACCACAGACUAAUUUUGGUAAAAAUGAGCCUCACUUUCAUGGAACCUCAAAGUCACAUGAAAUUAAAUUCAAAUGCCUUUUUGCCUUGAAAGCAUUCAUAUGGAGAAAAAAAAUGACCUGGGUCAUCGAAAUUAUCCCCAUCCUGUAAAUGCUAUUUAUACACGUAUAUAUAUAUAUAUAAAUUCUGUGAAAAUAAAAACCUCAAACAUGGACUGAUUAUGAAUGAGCAGCUGAAAAGACUGUUAUAUAAAGUAUAUACUGAGCUACUGAACCAGAUAACUGAGAUUUUAUUUCUAAUCUGAUAGUCUAUGUAAAUUAUUGUGAAUUAUGGUUUAAUGCUAUUUAGUAACCACCUAAAUUUUGUUUACAUUUUGAAGAAAGUAGAAUUACAAGUGGGGCCACUCUUACAGUUUAUAAUGCACUGAGUGGUCUGUGUAAUCAACAUGUAAUGUAUAUGUGGGCCUGUUAUAUAGAACAUGGAACUUAAUUUUAUAAUUUCAAAGGAUUAUAAAUUUUAAUGAUGGUUGUAUCUUUGGUUUUAUGAAAUUAUUAGUUAUACCUAUGAUUUAUUUGGACAAAAGCUUUGAAGGUACUGGGCUCCCUCUAAUCUGUUUCUAUGGAAAGCAUCAUCAACUUUAUGAGGAUCUACUCUUUGAUGCUGUUCCCAGGAAUGCAUUCUUGGAAAAACAGGAACCUACACAGACUUGUUUUUGUAAUAGAUAAAUUCUAUUUAUUAAUAAAUAUUGAUAAAUUACACAUAUGUUUAUACUUAUGCAUUCUGUACAUGUCUAGAUAAAGUAUACAUUGAGGGAAAUCUUAAGUCGCAAAACUAAUAACUGAAUUUUGAAUCUAUAAUAAAAUGCCGAAGUCAAUCCCAUGA